CUGCGAGCUCGUAUUGUCACUUGCAUCAAGUUUUCUGUUUCUUCAAUCUAUUUCCUACAAGGCCGUACAGUCAUGGUCAAAGGCGCUCCUAAACCCGAUCUCGUUACACGAGACUACACUAUUCAGCUUUCUAAGCGCAUUCAUAAGAUGCAAUUCAAGCGCCGUGCUCCCCGGGCAGUAAAGGAAAUUCGCAAGUUUGCUCAAACUGCAAUGGGAACCUCGGACGUCCGCAUUAGUUCCGAACUCAACAAGGAAGUCUGGAAGCGUGGUAUCAAAAAUGUCCCAACUAGAGUGCGUGUUCGACUGAGCCGUAAGCGCAACGAAGAUGAAGAUGCUGACGAAAAGCUUUACACAUUGGUAGAUAUCUUGAUUGUGGAGUCGUUCAAGGGGCUCCAAACGGAAAACUACGUUGAGGCCUAGAGCAUUUAAGAAAAUAAGGAAGCAUGCAAAAG
Molecule: messenger RNA, 452 nt
Organism: Phaeodactylum tricornutum CCAP 1055/1
Lineage: Eukaryota; Bacillariophyta; Bacillariophyceae; Surirellales; Neidiaceae
Exons: 2
Coding region: 73-420 (115 amino acids)
Biological process (GO): cytoplasmic translation
Cellular component (GO): cytosolic large ribosomal subunit; ribosome
Molecular function (GO): structural constituent of ribosome
Source: RefSeq, a predicted model, not a curated record